AUGUCUACUCACGUCAUACGCAAGAUCGGCCUUGCCCUCUUUACCCUCUUCGCACUUGUCUCCAUCGCCGCCAUGAUCUAUAACUAUCGGUUAAUCGGCCACUUUCUUCCCAUCAACGCUGACCACAAUGUUUUCUAUCAUCGACCGGUAGUGGACGAUCCCAACUUACAGCGACCCUCGUGCCACGUAUCUCCUCCUUUGCCGAGGACUAAACGGACCGAAUUCGGCCGGAGAGGAUGCACAAUCUACGGCUACCCCUCCACUGGCGGUGUUCUUAUCAAAGAGGCUGAUCUUCUCGACAUGCUUUUUCUCUCACUCCCUCGCUCUCAUGAGUUGCAGCGUACUUGUGAUGUCGAUGAAGAAGAUAGAUUCUGUCAUCUCUUGCGAAGGACUGGUGCGAAGUGGUGGUCGAGUAGGGAGGAUGAGAUAGAUGCAAUGUUGGGUGAGAGGCAUAUGACGGAGGAAGAAGAGAAGGUGAUAGUGUUUGGUUGGCCGACGGAUGGAGUAGGUGUGUGGGUACUGAGAUAUCAGAGUGGGUGGCAACGUCCAAAAGAUUUUGGGAGAAUGAGUCUAGCGAUGAGUAUGGAGGAGAAGAUAAAGAUUAUGAGAGAGUAUGGUGCUACGUUCGUUGAAGAUGUUACGCAGGUGGAGGAACUUUAUAAUGACCAAAUACCUUCUAAGGGUACUUUUGGAGAGGAAUUAUAG
Molecule: messenger RNA, 705 nt
Organism: Penicillium cosmopolitanum
Lineage: Eukaryota; Fungi; Ascomycota; Eurotiomycetes; Eurotiales; Aspergillaceae
Exons: 1
Coding region: 1-705 (234 amino acids)
Source: RefSeq, a predicted model, not a curated record